Messenger RNA from Cuscuta campestris, 1960 nucleotides. NCBI's taxonomy places the organism in Eukaryota, Viridiplantae, Streptophyta, Magnoliopsida, Solanales, Convolvulaceae. The record is from the annotation of a GenBank genome assembly.
AUCGCCGACCGCCGAACGCCAUAUGAUCUAUUUCUUCUUACCCACUCUCAAAGGUGGAACGAUCCCCGAUGGCAGUCAUUAAAAUUUGCUUGAAGAAGACGAACAAAGUGAUGGGGGGUUUUCUCUACGAUGGCGGCCGGCGACUAUCUGGCGAUGCACUGUGACGGCAAAGCAGGGCUCCUUCCUUUCUCGUGCGCUGCAGUGACGGCAAAGCAAGAAGGGGCUGAAAUGAAAGAGGCGGUUGAGCUAGUUUUCAUUCCGGUGUCGUUAAUGGGCCACCUGAUCUCCGCCGUGGAAAUGGCCAAGCUGAUCACCGGCAGACGAGAACUCAUCACCAUCACCAUUCUCGUGUUGGAGCAACCUCACCACCACCACCGUGACCCCCGAAUCACUAGCUACGUCCGAUCCCAAACCAAGCGGUCUCCGCGGUUGAACUGCGCGACGCUCACUCCCGCCUCCGACUCCUCCGCCGCCUCCGACCCACCCGCCAAAGUCCCUAAUGAGGGCUUCAGACCUCAAGUGAGAGACUGGGUGGCUGGGCACGGGGUCGGAGGCAGCGGAAGGAAGCUCGGAGGGAUCAUCGUCGACUUGUUCUCUACGGCGAUGGUCGACGUGGCGGACGAGUUCGGGGUCCCUGCCUACGUGUUUUUCACCUCCGGUGCCGCAACCAUCGGCCUCUUUCUCUAUCUCAAAGGAAAAGGCACAAUUCGAGAGGUUUGCCGGGAGCAGAUCAUCACCAGAACUAGAGGAGUGAUGAUCAACACGUUCUCCGAUCUCGAAUCCCAUGCCGUGAAGGCCCUCCGCGACAACGAUCUAAUGAACUUCCCGCCAUUUUACCCAGUCGGGCCCGUGCUUAACCUCGAAAAAGGAGAAGAAGAAGGAGAAGGAGAAGGAGAGAAGAAGAAGAAGAUUCUGGAGUGGCUCGACGAGCGGGAACACGACUCGGUCGUGUUCCUAUGUUUCGGAAGCAACGGCUAUUUCUACGAGGAGGAAGAGGAGCAGGUGAAGGAGAUCGCCACCGGUCUGGAGCGCAGCGGCCACAGAUUCUUAUGGGCCUUGAGGCAUAAAAGGGAAGAGAGCGACGACGACCAAAACAAUCAAGAAACCAACUCAACCAAAGGCAGAUCGAUGCUGCCUGAGGGAUUCACAGAGCGGACGAGGGAACGAGGGAUGGUCAUCGGGUGGGCACCCCAGGUGGCCAUACUGGGACACCCUGCAGUGGGAGGCUUCGUCUCCCACUGCGGGUCGAACUCGACCCUGGAGAGCGUUUGGUUCGGGAAGCGGCUGGCGACCUGGCCCAUGUACGCGGAGCAGGAAGCCAACGCCUUUCAGAUAGUGAAGGAGAUGGGAGUUGGGGUGGAGAUGAGGAUGGACUGCAAGAAGGCAAAGGACAUCAAUGGCGGGAAGGCUCAAGUUGUUGGGGCAGAGGUGAUAGAGGAGAAGGUGAAGGAGCUCAUGGAUCCUAUGAGUCCUAUUAAGUUCAAGGCCAAAGAGAUGAGUGAGAUGAGCAGAGGAGCCCUAGUGGAGGGCGGCUCGUCCUACGCGUCCCUUCUCAGAUUCCUUGAUGAUGUCAUCACCAACCUCUCAAGUUAAUCAAGGGCAUGCAGCCCUAUAAGGUUCCUUCUCACAUAAGUUUAGUUAAAAAUAAUUUUACUUAAACAACACUAAAAUAUAAUGACUUUUUAAAAUAGUAUCACAUGUAUUUUUUUCAAUGUAGCACUUUUAGUCAUUAUGACUAGUCAUUAUUCAAGUAAAUAUCCGUCAUCACUGGACAUUAUUAUUAAGUGCUAUUUAGAUCAUAUAAUAGUUUAAGUGCUAUUUAGAGAAAUGACUUAAGUUUUAGUACUAUUUAGUGCAAAUAUUUCUUUAGUUGAUGCAUCCCAUUUUAAUUUUAAAGAAUUGAAAAAUAAAUCAUAUGUUACUCCUCUUCAGUUAACUUAAACAAAUAGUCUAAUGAUAG